GUAUUGGCGCCCACACAAAUCUGACGUGCUGAUCAAUCAUCUGAUUACAGCAACGGUGCCUUGAUUUCAGUGCUUCCUAAAAUGACCGGUCCGGACCCCGCUUCCACUGCCAUCGUCUGCAUCGAGUUCCAAAAUGAGUUCGCGACGCCGGGUGGCAAGUUACACGAUGCAGUGAAGCCUGUAAUGGAGAGCACCGGUAUGCUGGAAAAAACGGUGAAGCUGACGGAAGAGGCUCGCAAGCGGGGUAUCACCAUCAUUCAUGCUCCCAUUGUCUUCUCUGACGACUACCGGGAACUGUCCUCAGCGCCGUACGGCAUUCUGGGCAACGUUAAGGCGGGCGGUUGCUUCAAGGCCAGCGGGUGGGGCGGUGCCAUCUGUGACGCCAUGAAGCCGGCGGAGGGGGACGUGGUGGUGGAGGGCAAGCGGGGGCUGUGCGGCUUCGCAUCCACAAACCUGGACUUCAUCCUGCGCCAACGCGGCGUCCGCACCGUGGCGCUGUCCGGCUUCCUGACCAACUGCUGCGUGGAGUCCACGAUGCGCUCCGCCUACGAGCGCGGCUACCAGGUCAUCACCCUCACCGACUGCUGCGCGGCCACCAGCCAGGAGCAGCAGGACGCCGCAGUCAAGUUCACGUUCCCCAUGUUCUCCAACCCCAUGACCGCGGAUGAGUUCCUGGCCAAGUUUGAGGCUGGCAAGUGAGUACUGGAGUGACGUGGCUCGUCCAGAGAGCAGCAAAGGGUCUAAGACAGGGUGUGACCCAGAAGUGGUAGGGUAAGGAGCUUUGGAUAGGUGAACGACGGAGGCUAAGGCUAUGGAGUGUGGAGUAUGGGCCAUUGCGGUCAGGCAUCAGGUGCGCUUGGCUUGAAGUGUUAUAGGUAUGUGCAGACGCCGUGCACAGUGCACUUGCCUGCAAUUGGCAGUUCAACCGGGCUCAAGUUUGCGUCUGUGCCACAGGCCUGUGUGCCACGUUCUUUCAGGGUGGGUGGUGGCACGGUUCGCUGCCCUCAGGCGUCUGCAACUCCCACGUAUGCUGGACAACCCACGCUCCAAGUGCUUGUAACUGGCACGGUGU
Chlamydomonas reinhardtii is the source of this 1072-nucleotide messenger RNA. RefSeq lists its product as uncharacterized. Lineage: Eukaryota; Viridiplantae; Chlorophyta; Chlorophyceae; Chlamydomonadales; Chlamydomonadaceae. The coding region runs from base 82 to 699 and encodes 205 amino acids. The transcript is spliced from 8 exons. The record is from RefSeq and is a predicted model, not a curated record.